Molecule: messenger RNA, 2307 nt
Organism: Sphaeroforma arctica JP610
Lineage: Eukaryota; Ichthyosporea; Ichthyophonida
Exons: 11
Coding region: 181-2175 (664 amino acids)
Biological process (GO): protein folding; protein peptidyl-prolyl isomerization
Molecular function (GO): peptidyl-prolyl cis-trans isomerase activity; protein binding
Source: RefSeq, a predicted model, not a curated record
AUUCAAUAUGAAUAAAUAGAGGCGAAAGCUGCGAAACAGGUGUUGCCACAAGUAUUGCAAGUUAAAAACGUCGUCACUUGGCUCCAUAGCAACAUCACAGGUGAUUGUAUAUCUAGUAGAAAACUUCAGAGCCGGACAUUGUACUUCCACAGCAGUUUUGAUAUACGUACGGAACAAAUAAUGACUACAUCGAGUGACGAAGACGUUGGGCCUUUGCCACCAGGCAUGGAUAAUAGGAAACGGCCAAACCCCAGUUCAAGCAAAGGUAAAGGUAACGAUAGUGAUUCAGAUAGUGAUGUAGGCCCGAUGUUUCCCCCUAAGUCGAAGUCAAAGAUAAGUGGAAAUGACUCUGACAACGACGAUGAUGUUGUGGGUCCUCUGCCGCCGGGCGUCGGUGCUCCCUCAGAAGCUGGGAAGAAAAAGGCUCUCAAAUAUCAACACGUGUACUUGGAGAAUUUGCCAUCGGCGGAGAUGUACGAACGGAGCUACAUGCAUCGAGAUAUCGUCAACGAUGUAGUAGUAACUAACAAAACGAACUUCAUCGUCACAACCAGUGCUGAUGGGCACCUCAAGUUUUGGAAGAAGGGACCGCAGGGCAUUGAAUUUGUAAAGCACUUCAGAGCUCAUAUGGGUUCGAUUGUAGAUGCAACAGCAAGCAAUGAUGGAUUAAUGCUUGCCAGUAUAAGUGAUGAUAAAACCGUCAAAAUCUUUGAUGUAAUCAAUUUUGAUAUGAUCAACCAGAUAAAGCUAGACUAUAUUCCCCUAGCUUGUUGUUGGGUACAUACUGACGGAGCAGCCAAAGCUGUGCUGGCGAUAUCGGACGCAGCGGGUCCCACGAUACGACUGUACGACGCAAACAUUGGAGAGGAAGGGGACCCCAUCAAGGAGAUCAACGUACACACACAGCCGGUACAUCUUAUGGCGUUGAACCAACGGUUAGGAGUAGUUGUCUCAGUAGACAGAGCCGGUAUGGUUGAAUAUUGGAGCAACAGCGGAGCCUACACAUUCCCUGAAAAAGCCGUCAGUUUCGAUUCGAAAAUGGAUACUGACCUCUACGAGUUCAUCAAGUGCAAAACAAUGCCCACAUCACUGGCCAUCAAUGAAUCGGGCGAACUUAUGGCUCUUGUGGCUAAGGACAGGAAAGUCCGCAUAUAUAAGAUCAAAACAGGAAAAUUAUAUCGCGUGUACGACGAGAGCUUAUCAGUAUAUUCUGAGAAUCAGAAAACCAACCCCCAACUAGACAGCGUGGAUUUCGGGCGUCGCAUGGCUCAGGAGAAAGAAAUUGAAAACUCACCGGCUUUCGAACGAAUCAAUGCCGUCUUCGAUGAAUCAGGGCAAUUUUUACUAUACCCCACCAUGUUAGGCGUGAAGGUUAUUGGAAUCAAAACAAACACAGUGGUGCGCGUUAUGGGCAAGCAUGAGAGCACCGUGCGGAUACUGCGUAUAAGUUUGUAUCAAGGCAAACCUGUACAGGCGGCUGCAACUCUUUCGCUGGAAAUGCAAACAUCCGAAAAUCCGGGUUUGGAGGCGUUGUCGACGCAUGACCCGACUAUGUUUUGCACUGGCUACAACAAAAAUAGAUUCUUUCUUUUCUCACGAAGAGACAGAGAAGAGACCGAAGGAGAACAUGGUCGAGAUGUGUACAACGAGAAGCCCUCGCGCGAAGACAUGAUAGCCGCUACAGACAGCCAGGUGAAGGCUUCGUGGCCUUCACAAGCCAUCAUCCAUACAUCGUACGGGGAUGUACACGUAUCACUCUUCCCGGACGAAUGCCCGAAGACCGUAGAGAACUUUGUAACGCACAGCCGGAACGGCUACUAUGACAACCUCAUCUUCCACCGAGUUAUAAAAAGUUUUAUGAUUCAAACGGGCGAUCCCGAGGGCGACGGCACAGGCGGCGAAUCGAUAUGGGGUGCUGAAUUUGAAGAUGAAAUCUCACCCAAAUUAAGGCACGACCGACCAUUCACUCUGAGCAUGGCAAACGCAGGCCCUGGCACUAACGGGAGUCAGUUUUUCAUCACUGUGGUACCCACGCCUUGGCUCGAUGAUAAACAUACAGUCUUCGGAAGGGUGACACGUGGCAUGGACAUAACUAUGAAAAUCAGCAAUGUGCCGUGUGACAAAUUUGCUAGACCAAACGAAACAAUAAGGAUCCUCAAUAUCUCAUUCGAUUAAAGGCUACCCUUCUAAAAUUAUCAAGAGGUGGUCGAUUUAUCUCAUCACCACCACCCUUUAAUCCGAUAAAACGGUAUCCGUCUAGUUAUUAAGAGGUGGCCUAUUAAUCUCAUCACCACCGCCUAUUUUUAU